AUGUCAGCCUGGCCCGGCGUCCACGUCGGCGACGCCGGCGCGGCCUGGCUGCUCGGGCGGCGAGCCUUCUCCCGCCGUGCCCUCGGGCUGCAAAAGGGAGAGGCGGUCCCGGAUCUGUCGGUCGAGCCGAAUAUCCACGUUCUGACCGCCCUCAACCCGACUUGCGAGGGGCGCGCAGUCUUUGUGUCGGUGCGCAGGCAUGCGUGCCGCGGCGCCGGCGGCGUGCUGGCGCGCUCUCGCUGGCGCGACGAGCAGGGACGCCCACAGUUUUCGACGACGAUGGUGAUCCAUCUCAGUCCUAAGGAGGUGGUCGACGCCUGCGUCAUCCUCGGACUCGCGUCGAUCCACGACGUGGACGUUGUCUCCGACAUCGUGCCGCUGCAGCCUCCGCCGCUGCCGGCGCCUCGUGACCCGCUGGUGCUCUCGUUCCCUCUCUCCGCCGGCGCCGGGCUGCCCUUCCGUUGCUCGCAGGCCGCGGGCGGCGCGCUCACCCACUUUGCGCACCCGUCGACGUGGCACGCAUGCGACUUUGACGCGCCGGUGGGCACGCCAGUGCUCGCUGCGUCCGACGGCACCAUUGCAGAGGUGCGGGACGGCUGUGCAGCGGGAGGCGGCGCGGACACGUCCCUCUUCUUCGCCUUCAACUCGGUCGUGCAGCUCCUCCCGGACGGCACCACCACUCUCGAGUACGUGCACAUCCGCGCCGGCUCGGCCGUUGUCCGCGCCGGCGACCCUGUGCGCCGCGGGCAGCGGCUAUGCGAGAGUGGAGACGCCGGCUUUUGCCCGACGCCGCACCUGCAUCUCGAGGCGCACGCGCACGGUCUCGCCGACCCGGCGGCGCCGUCGCUACCCCUCGCCUUCGCAUUCGAGGCCGGGGGCGAGGCGGCGGUGGAGGCACACGCGGUUCCGAGAAUUCUGAUUCUGUGCAGCGUGCGCCGGUCCACACGCCCUUGGGUCGUGUCGUCGUGUGCGCGCCAGUGA
Messenger RNA from Emiliania huxleyi CCMP1516, 981 nucleotides. RefSeq lists its product as hypothetical. The coding region runs from base 1 to 981 and encodes 326 amino acids. NCBI's taxonomy places the organism in Eukaryota, Haptophyta, Isochrysidales, Noelaerhabdaceae. The transcript is spliced from 2 exons. Gene Ontology annotation, molecular function: metalloendopeptidase activity. The record is from RefSeq and is a predicted model, not a curated record.